Mesorhabditis belari is the source of this 4746-nucleotide messenger RNA. Lineage: Eukaryota; Metazoa; Nematoda; Chromadorea; Rhabditida; Rhabditidae. The record is from the annotation of a GenBank genome assembly.
AUGGAUGGCUCGAACAUCGAAGAUUUUGAUCUUCCCGUUUUCUUGCAACAAGCCGAUGAGCACUCACACUCCCAUACCCAUCAUCCGACCAUCAGAAGCACAACCUCCGUUACACAACUCCUUGAUCUAGGGAAAAGUGACGUGCCAAUUCUGCACGAAAUUCUCGACUCGUGGGAAACAAAUCACCGAACGGCCGGCUUUGAUCCAACACCAUUGGUGGAAAAAGUGGCUGAGCUGCUCGAGAAAGCGAUGAACUAUUUCCUUGAACAAGACCCGGAUCCAUUGGAUGAGCGACAUCCAAGCAAAACUCAUCCCCAACAUCCAUACGGAAUUCUUCUAAAGCAUUUGUAUCGACACGAUGAUUUCAUGCAUACGUUAGUCGUCUCAUAUAUCUUUGGAAGAGACAAUCUCCCACUGACAAUCGCCGCAUCGAGAGUCCUCUUGAGCAGUGUUCCCGGAAUGGAUCGAACCGUUUUCUCGGAUCCCGACAGCUUGCUUACACAAAUAUUCACGUGGGCCGAACGGAGUGACUCGCAAGUGUUGAAGGCGUACGCGAUGGGAUUGCUGGCAUCAGUGAUGGAGGUUCAAGAAACCGCCUCAAAAUUUCGUGAGCACAACGCCCGCUUGAUACCGAUCGCACUGAGGCGUUUGACUGAACUGAAAGAUGAAAUGAUUGCUCAACACGAAAAGCUCGGUGAAAACAAUCACAGUGGGGAAAAGAACGAGACAAAAGCCGGGACAUCAAGUGAGGAUGGGCCAUUUGCGAAUGUUGAUCUGAUGGCUGAUUCCACAGUCAACCAUGCUCCAGGAAAUCUUCGAGUGACUGCAACGAAACCAGAAUAUGAUCCAAGUCUUUCGGCGUCGAUCCGCGUUCCUCAAGCCAAAGUGUCCUUGCCCAGUCGAACCAGUCCUCCGCCGACGAAACGCCGGAAAAUUGAAGAAGCCUUUUCCACCUCGGACUUGGCGAUUUUCCCUCAAGCGGACGACAGUGUGCAAAGUAAUUCCAAUUGGUAUCACCAAUUACCGCUUCUUAUUGGAAAACAUCAGGUUCAUCCAUUGACCAUCGAGAUGCAUCAGAGAUUCAUCCUCCAAUAUCUCACUCCAACUGGGGAAUAUCAAGAUCUGCUCGUGAAAGCCUAUGAAGGUGGUGCUUUGCCGUUGAUUUUGGAGUACUUGGAUCUACGAAAAACGAGGGAUGUUCGAUUGACUUUUGAUGCAACGAGGUACGUCGCCUCUCUGCUCGUCCACAGAAAGUUCGCGAUCGAGUUUGUGCAAAUGGGUGGGGUCGAGGCGUUGCUGAAGAUUCCGAAUGGAUGUCUGGCUGCAGUCGGUGUGGCCACUUGUCUGUAUUACCUCGCGUAUUCCGAUGAUGUCAUGGAGACUUUUCUCUCGCAACGCCCCGAAAACACAAUCGACCGACUUGUCGAUUAUGCAUUGUGGUGUGUCGAGCAUUCGUAUGAAAGCGGGAUGGCCAGUGCUUGUAUGUUUUUCACACAUGGUGUCCGAUUUCGACCGAUUCUUGAGAGAUUCGAUCAACGAGAUGGACCACGGAUUAUUAUGAACUAUUUAACAACGUUGUCGAUGAUGGUCGAAUUCGAGGGAAACGAGAUUAAACCACUAACGGAUGACCUGAUACAUACUUCGAUGCAAACUAUUCGCAAUGUUGCCUCAUGUUUGAAGAGCUAUCUAUCUUCACAUUUUUACCUCAAAUUGGAGCAAAUUCGUCGGCUGGGUCGAGCGGCACUCCCGCAUGGAUAUGGCUGCACGUUUCCGGGGGCAAUCCUGCACGAUACACCAACUUUGAAGCCAAUGAUUCUUGACGAUGAAGGUUUGAGUGCCGGUGUUUGGACGGUGGCCUGCGCUUUACGAAUGGACAAGGGAACGCCUUGGAGACCGGUAGAAGAUUUGAGGGCAACGGGGGUUGCCCGGUACAUGCUACACAUCGUCGACCAAACACCGACUAUUGAAAUCGUGCCAAUUAGCGGUCGACACGAAGUGUGCAAGAAUGCGAUCGAAGUGCUUUGGAUGCUGGCCACGUUGCCGAGUUCUCAGCUGGAGUACGCAGAGCGAUUACAGCUGAAAGGACAUAUAGGGUGCUCGCUGUUGAGUCACAUCACCGAACUUUGUGGCAAAGAUGCGAACUUUGGAGAAACGGGUUUCAUCGCCCUGCAAAUCCUGCAACUCAUUGUUUGCGCACCGCCAUAUUCCGAAAGCAAGAUAUUCGGCUCACAAACUCCGGGAAAAUCAAGUGUAAAUCCGGAUCGAAAGUCAAAAAACAAGGGUUCAUCGGUGACCACAGAUUUGCUGGAACGAAUGUGGGAUGCGAUUCGGAAUGCCAACGGGAUUAUGAUCUUGACCAAUGCCAUCAGUGAUCCACCUACGAAUCCUUCAAAAGAUCGAGCUCGUUUGGCCGCUUGCAGGGCACUACAGGGAAUUGCCAGAAACGCUGAAGUCAGGCAACUAUUGAGCAAGCUGCCGAUUGUCAUGAACAAUGAACUUCAAACUUAUCUCCGAGAAUUGGUCCCAUCCGAGAGUCGAAGUGACUAUGGUCGUUUCUGCAAAGAGGCCAAGAAAUUGAUCGAAGUGGUGACCGGCCGACCAGUCAGAGAUCCCAAAGAUUUGACGCAAGAAAGAAUGGUCAAACAAGCGAUCGUCGCAUCCACUCAUAUCACCUACGAUGAACAAGAGCUCUUGGAGUUGAUUCAUUCGUAUUUGAAGGGAAAGGGAUUAGACAAAGCUGCCGAUCAGCUCUCCCAAGAGGCAAAUUUGACGGAGAGGACGAGUAACGCUUUGCAAAAACCGAUCAAAGCCAUUGCUCAAUUGCCAUCGCGAACCGAUUUCAUGUCGCAUGUCGUUCCGCGCCCAACUUUGAAAGUUGAUGCGGGACCGGCGAAUUUCAUUGGCGGAAUCACCACAACACCGACGAAUUUCAAAAACCCAGCUAAGGAAAAUUUCCUUUUCGCCACUCCAGCAACCCCUAUCACCGCUAAAGCAAAACGGGAAGCAAGAAGCACAAAAUCCCGCUUGACAAAAGAGAUGGGGUCGUUGGAAGAGAAGAAGACAUUGGAUGGGGUCAUUGUUCAAUAUUUCAAAAUGCAACACUCGGAAUGCGCUCAGCCCGUCUCGAUGUGUCCACCAUUCUCACUUCUACGAAAUCAUCGUUGCCCGGAGGUGCCGGAGAGAAAUUCGAUUCCGAGCCACGUUGUCGCAAAUACGAGUGCGAGAUCGGUGAAAAAUUGGAAUAACAGAACUCGACUUUUCCGGGGCUAUGACCGCUUCCUGCAUUCACGCUUCCGAGCAGUGAAAACUUUCCUUGAACAAGAUGAAAUGUACACAGCGGCCUCAUUUUCGAUCGACGACGAGCACAUAAUUGUCGGAAUGUACACAGGCGAAGUGCAUUGGUUGAAUGUUGAAAGCACUCAAGAAGAGAGUCACACAAAUUGCCAUCAUUCAGCAAUCACACAUAUUGAGCCGAGUCAGGACGGCAGCUUAUUGCUCACUUCUUCUGCCUUCAUGCCUCCAUAUUCAUCUCUGUGGCUCCUCGGGGAAUCACAAGAACACUUACAUGACUUCGCGGUCGAAUUGUACACAGAAUUCGCGAAUCAAGGCUCGGAUAGAAUCCUUGGAACAGGUUUCUGCUUGAAGAAAGCGGCAACAGUGGCAACGGUAUUUGACACUGAGACUAGGACACCGAUUGUGAAACUGUGGACAGAGGGAGAGAAAAUGCGUUAUCGCAAGAACGUUGCUCAUUUUUCUCCGGAUGAUUCGUGCAUUCUGCAUGAUGGUCGCCUUUGGGACAUUCGGACAUCGGCUCGCCCGCUACACACGUUUGACAAACUGAACUCGAUCGUUUCCGGUGUAUUCCAUCCACACGGAAAUGAAGUGAUCAUCAACUCUGAAGUGUGGGAUAUGCGCACGUACCGCUUGCUCCUUUCUGUGCCAACACUGGAUCAGUGUAAUAUCAAAUUCACUUCUAAUGGCUCAAUCAUGUAUGCCAUCAAAAGGGACGGUAAUCGAGAGGAUUGCUCAAUACAAGAUAUGUACACAUCCAGCUUCACGACUUUGGACUCAGUCUCUUAUCAACAAUUAUCUUCGGUAAAUGUGCGGCGGCCGAUCCUUUCGCUUUGUCUCGAUCACGCCGAUCAACGAGUAGCCGUUGUGGAGAAAACAUCGAAGACGGAUACGGAUGAUUUGUUAACGCAAGAAUCGUCGGCUGUUAAACUUUAUGAGAUUGGUAAAAUUCGAGUACCGGAAGAGGACAUCGAUGAUGCGGACGAAGACGCGGAGCCAGAGGUGGACGAUGGGAACAGUGACUUCUCGAGUUCGUCUGAAUCAAGCGAUUCAUCGUCUGAUGACGAUGAUGAUGAUCAAGAUGAAGAUGAUGAGGACGAGGAUGAUGUUGAGAGUACGACAAGUGUUGAAGAAGAGAGUUCGGAUGAGGAAGGAUGGGAGGUGGACGGGGAAGCGAGUGCGGUGGCGAGUGGGGAAGCGGCUGAAGAUCAGCCCAUGGAACAAGAGGAGAGUGAGAAUGAAGACGGAGAUGAAGAGGAAGAAUCGGAUGGAGAAGAAAACGAUGAAAGUGAUGAUAGUAGGGAUAUAUUGGAAGCAUUCAUGGAUGAGGAAGAAGACGAUGAUGAGACUUUCCAAGAAGAAGAAGAUUCGAGGGGGCAUGGCAGCUCAACGAUCGUUUUGAAUCCGCACCUCAGACGGGCUCGACGGCGGGCAGCUUCGGAAAGGGAUCCUCAA